ACACCAUUGGUUCAUAUCAGCGUACAUACAUACAUACAUCAUCAUUGCACUAACAUCAAAGGUGCCGAUAAAGUGUUGCGCUAUUGUGGUGUUGGGUUGACGUCUUGAGUCAGUUAGAUCAUAUAUGGUGUUAACCUCUUUGAGUAUAUACUCAAAGAUUAACAUUAACCGUCGAUCAUCAUUAAUUGGAGUUGGUGAAAGAGAGGCCUUAAAUAAUAAACUAAACUGCAGUACAAACACAGUAUAUACUGUGGUACAAGAUUUUGUAUCAAAAAAUUGGAUUUCACACAAGUUAAUGCUAUAUUAAAUUGUCGCAAGUUGCAAUUGACUUUUUGUAUGUAACGUUCUAAGUAUGACAGACGCAAGAAGUUUAAAGGAAGCUAUCGAGCAAUAUGAAACCCAGCUGUCGCAAGUGGAUGCAACACUAUCUACAACGCCAGAAGGUUCUCACAGAGACAACUUGCUCAGUUUGAAGUGUGACAUUAAAGAACUUAUUUUCUUAACGAAGGAAAGUUUGCAAAGUCUUGAAGAAGAUGCAGAAAACACAAAUGAAGACGAUAAUCCUGAUGAUAAAACGAAGGAUCUAUUGGACAGAGAAUAUAUUUUUUUCAAGGCAGAGCUAGAAAAAUCUUCAAGCGACAGUAAAGAUAAACAGGACAACACCGCUGUAGCUGCUUCUGGUAGCAUUGAAGAUGAAUUAAAAGAGCUAGAGGGUACGAAAUGUAAAGCUCCUUAUGGCAGUACUUGGGGUGGUAUCGGUUAUCACAAUGCUAUGGUAUGUUCUGUUCAUAAAGACAGUAAUGAAGCAAUUAAAGAUGUUCAUGACAUUAAGGUUCGAGUUUUCUUUCUCAAUCCAACACACAAGGAAAUGAUUCCAUGUCCGUAUUUUCUCAACGGUAGUUGUAAGUUUUCUGAUGAAAAUUGCCAUUAUUGUCAUGGUAAAAUUGUGCCGUUCUCAAGCCUACAGGAAUACAAAGAGCCUGAUUUUCGUAACAUCAAAAUAGGAAGCAAGGUGUUAACUAAACAAAAAAAUAUGUGGUAUAGAUCCAUAGUUUUAAAAUUACCUGAAAAGAAUGGAGAUGAAUACAGAGUAAAGUUUGAAUUAAGUGGUAAAAUUGUAGAAGCCAGUUUACAAGAUCUUUUACCUUUAGAUGACACAAAUUUAGAAAUGUCAAAUACAUUUAAUGAUAGCAAUAGCGAUGAUGAAGAUGCGAAUAAUGUUGAUAAUGAAUCACAAGCUAAUUCGUUCAUAAAUAAUCAAUUAGUUCACAAAUCUCUUUUGACAUUAAAAACAAAUGAAUCUUUAGGAAAUUGGGAAAAACACACACGUGGUAUUGGUAGCAAAUUAAUGAUGCAAAUGGGUUAUGUGAUAGGUACUGGUCUUGGAAAACGAAAUGAUGGUAGAAUAGAACCUGUUGAAACUCAAGUUUUGCCAGCAGGAAAAUCAUUAGAUUACUGCAUGGAAUUACGUGAAUUUGCUGGUAAUGAUAAAGAUUUGUUUUCUGCGGAACGUAAAAUGUAUAAACAACAACAGAAAUUAGAGCAGCAAAGAGAAAAACAGUAUCAAAAAGAAAAACAAAAAGAAGAUAAUAAUGUGUUUAAUUUUAUAAAUAAAACGUUAAGUGAUAAACCUAAAGAAAAUACAGCUAAUAGUUUACAAAGCAUAGAUAAAUUGAGAACAGAAUCCAAUAGAAACCUAAAUGUAGCUAGUUUUCAAAUUGGAGAACACAUAAAUCGCUUAGAAAGAGAAUCAUCGAAACUCAAAGAAUCGUUAACAAAACAUGCCAAGGGUAGUGUUAUUUACAAUAACAUUGCAAUGAAGUAUAAUGAAAAACAAAAGGAACUUACUAAUUUAAGAGCUUCCGAAAAAAGUAUCGCUACCGAACAAAACCAAAGGAAGAAUAAAGUGAAAUUAUCUAUAUUUUGAUACCUAUAUGAUAGCAUGGCAACGAUGGGACACGUGCGUGCGCGCGCGCGCGCGCGCUCUCUCUCUCUCUCUCUCUCUCUCUCUCUCUCUUCAUACUUUUUUGUAUUAGGUAUGCUGUAUAUAAAGGAAAUCUAAAUACAUUGUUUUAUAUAAAUAUGAACAAAGCUCUCGAUGUCAAAACAAUAAAAGGAUAAAAUGAAAGGCAAUUCGAGAGUUACCGACAAUUAUAAAUAAAAGUUU
Molecule: messenger RNA, 2167 nt
Organism: Cyphomyrmex costatus
Lineage: Eukaryota; Metazoa; Arthropoda; Insecta; Hymenoptera; Formicidae
Product: zinc finger CCCH-type with G patch domain-containing protein
Exons: 9
Coding region: 353-1927 (524 amino acids)
Biological process (GO): negative regulation of transcription by RNA polymerase II
Cellular component (GO): nucleus
Molecular function (GO): RNA polymerase II cis-regulatory region sequence-specific DNA binding; metal ion binding; DNA-binding transcription repressor activity, RNA polymerase II-specific
Source: RefSeq, a predicted model, not a curated record